AUGGAUCAUCUUGAAGAAGAGAACCACAAGCUUCGUGAAGAGGUGACAACCCUCCGGGCCGAGAAUGAGAUUUUAAGGAACUUAGUAUCUUUGAUGACGAUGGCACAGAGACAACCAUUAUCUCAUCCUGUUGUCAGCACUCAGGCUCAGACGGUUGCUUCCACUACCCCGAUUUCAACAGUGUUUGCUAGUAGUCCUCAACAGGCUAUGCUUGAAGGUUAUCUAUGGGGCACACCCUUUGGUUCUAGUGAAGUAUUUCGUCCUGAUGACUCUAAGGUUCAAGCUCCUUUUGUGCAACUGACAACGCCUAUCCCUCAACCGGUUCCUUUGUUCCCUCAAGCUGCUAUGAUUCAUACUACUCAACAAGGCCAUAAACCAAUCUAUCAUUCAGGAAAGGUGGUUGCAUACGACCGGACAGCUGAGCUGGAAGAAAGGUUUGACAGAAUACAAUUGGAAUUGAAAACUCUUCGUGGGAAAGAACUGUUUGGGAAAAAUGCUUAUGAUCUUUGCUUGGUUCCCAAUGUCGUGAUACCACCCAAGUUCAAAGUCCCUAAUUUUGAGAAAUAUCAAGGAAACACUUGUCCUGAGCUUCAUUUGGUAAUGUACGUGAGAAAGAUGUCUGCUCAAGUAGGUAAUGAUGGGCUCCUUAUCCACUGUUUCCAAGAUAGUUUGACUGGUGCCGCACUGAUAUGGUAUAUGGGCCUACACAAGGUUGAUAUCAAAACGUUCAAUGAUUUGUGUGAGGCUUUCGUCCAGCGAUAUAACUACAACUUGCAUUUAGCCCCAAACAGAAAGGAACUGCAAGCCAUGACCAUGAAUGAUAAUGAAUCUUUCAAAGCUUAUGCCCAACGGUGGAGAGACGUCGCUGCACAGGUUCGUCCACCUCUAGAAGAGAAAGAAUUUACCGAGAUUUUCCUGGAGACUCUGGAUCAGUUCUAUUAUGAGCAUAUGCUUACAAGUGCAUCCGGCAGCUUCGUAAACAUGAUGACUGUGGGCAUGCGUAUUGAAGAAUGGGUCCGAAAAGGACGAUUGGUCAAAGAAAGUGCUCCCACAGAUGAUUUUGAGUACGAAGAUCAGGAAAUGAGUGUGGUAGAAAGUCAGCCUCAACAACAGUAUCUGGCUUAUCACCCUGCUGCCGCUGUUAUGCCUAUCAUAGAUGUUGUUCAAAGUUCGGGUUAUCAACCCCAGUUUCAACAAUAUCAACAACAGCCUCGACAACAGGCCCCAAGGACACAGAUUGAUCCUAUUCCCAUGAAGUAUGCAGAUUUGUUUCCAAAGUUGCUCGAAAGGAAUUUGGUCUACACCAAGGCACCUCCUCCAAUGCCAGCAAAGUUGACAUCCCGGUACAGGCCCGACCUCUUUUGUGCUUUCCAUCAAGGGGCACCAGGUCAUGAUAUUGAGCACUGCUUUGCAUUGCAGAAGGUAGUUCAGAAGUUGAUCCAAAAAAACCUCAUACCUUUCGAAGAGUUUGAAUUUGAAUAUGCAAGUUAA
Molecule: messenger RNA, 1491 nt
Organism: Medicago truncatula (barrel medic)
Lineage: Eukaryota; Viridiplantae; Streptophyta; Magnoliopsida; Fabales; Fabaceae
Exons: 1
Coding region: 1-1491 (496 amino acids)
Source: RefSeq, a predicted model, not a curated record